Cyanistes caeruleus (blue tit) is the source of this 2597-nucleotide messenger RNA. The record is from RefSeq and is a predicted model, not a curated record. NCBI's taxonomy places the organism in Eukaryota, Metazoa, Chordata, Aves, Passeriformes, Paridae.
AUGCUCUGGGCCAGAAGAAGAACAAUUCCCUCCUGCCCUGUGCUGUGCGGAGAAGGGACUCAGCCCUCCCCAGCUCCAUGCAGGCCCGCACCCCGCGGGAGGAGGGGCACGUCGUGUUUCUUUUGGCGACGCCUGGGGACGCCGAGCAGGAUCGGCCCCUUGGAUAACGUGGCCAUGGAGCUCGGAUCCCACUUGCUUCAGACUUUGGAUGGCUUUGUUUUCGUGGUGGCAUCCGAUGGCAAAAUAAUGUACAUUUCAGAAACAGCAUCUGUGCACCUUGGCCUGUCCCAGGUGGAGCUGACUGGAAACAGCAUUUACGAGUAUAUCCACCCCUCAGAUCACGAUGAGAUGACUGCUGUCCUCACUGCCCACCAGCCUCUUCAUCCUCACCUCCUGCAAGAAUAUGAAAUUGAGAGAUCCUUUUUCCUGAGGAUGAAGUGUGUCCUAGCCAAGAGGAAUGCAGGGCUGACGUGCAGUGGCUACAAGGUGAUCCACUGCAGUGGCUACUUGAAGAUCCGUCAGUACAUGCUGGAUAUGUCCCUGUACGAUUCCUGUUACCAAAUCGUCGGGCUGGUGGCCGUGGGGCAAUCUUUGCCUCCCAGUGCCAUCACUGAGAUCAAGCUCCACAGUAACAUGUUUAUGUUCAGAGCCAGUUUGGACCUAAAACUGAUAUUCCUCGAUUCCAGGGUUACAGAAUUAACUGGAUAUGAACCCCAGGAUCUGAUAGAAAAAACCCUCUACCACCACGUCCACGGCUGUGACGUUUUCCACCUGCGAUACGCUCACCACCUGUUGCUGGUGAAAGGCCAAGUGACCACCAAGUACUACCGGCUGCUGUCCAAGCAGGGAGGCUGGGUGUGGGUGCAGAGUUACGCCACCAUCGUGCACAACAGCCGUUCGUCACGGCCUCACUGCAUAGUGAGUGUCAAUUAUGUCCUUACGACAGCUCAGCCCCAGAGAGAGGGGACACUCCAUCCUGACCAGGUUACCAUUUCCAAAUCACAGUUUUCAUGCAGAAACUCAGUACCUACCUCUCAGGAAACAAGGAAAAUAGUAAAACCCAAAAGUAAUAAAAUGAAAGCAAAACUCAGAGCAACACCUUACCCACCACAGCAAUACAGCUCGUUCCAAGCAGACAAACUGGAAUGCAGCCAGGUGGGGAGCUGGCGCUCCAGCCCCGCCGCCAGCGCCGCCGCCCUGCAGGAACAGAACUUCCAUUCAGAGAGCAGUGAACUCCUGUACGCCCCACCCUACAGCCUGCCCUUCUCCUACCACUAUGGACACUUCCCUGUGGAUUCCCACGUCUUCAGUGGCAAGAAGCAAAUGCUGCCUGCGAAAUUUGGGCAGGCCCAAGGGGCACCCUGCGAGGUGGCGCGGUUCUUCCUGGGCGCGCUGCAGACCAACGGCGAGUGCCAGUGGCAUUACACCAAUUCCCUGGUUCCCAGCAGCCAGUCCCCCUCCAAAAGCCUUCCUGAGCAGCCCGUGAACAUCAUCAGGCCAACCUUGCCCAGCCUGCCAGUCCCACUGUCCAACAGGAGGUACAGCCAGGACGCUCUGCCCGAGGCCUUCCCGAGCUGCACGGCGCCAGUGCCGGGCAGGUACAAGGAGGAUUUUUACGACUCCGGCAUCAUGAAACACAACAAAAGCGAGCCCAGGAUCCAGCCCCCCGCCCACCUCAUCAAAGAGGAAAACAAGCUGGCCUUUAACAGAGACCUGCCAGAAAAAAUCAGCAUCAACGAGGGCUCCUUCCCCAACUCCCUGCUGCCCAAAUCCGAGUGCUGCCAGGCCAAAGCCGUGGGACAGCUGAGCCACCUGCUGCCCGUGCCCUCGGUCUACGAGCAGAGCAGGAGGAUUUGCGUCAAAGACCCCAAAUUCGGGCACAUCGGCCACCAGCCAGGCAGCCUGGAGGAGCUGGAGGGCGGCGAGAGGAUGAAGCUCGACCACGAGGCCGAGAGCGAGCGGCUGGUGGACGUCAGGCCCUCGGGCCAAGUCCCCUUCGUGCUCCUCAACUACCACCACGUGCUGGCCAAGCAUGGCGCCUUCCCAGCCUCGCCCUGCGCGGCGGGACACGCGGGAGAGAAUUAUUCCUACAGCUCCGAGGAAGUCAACGCCUUCAUUUACAAAAACCAAAGCCCCUCCUCGGCUUCUUCUCCAGAAACCCACAAGGAAUCUGCACUACCCCAUUACAUUGGGACUUCUGUAAUUAUUGCCAACGGCAGGUGACAGUACCACAGGAGGGUUUGAAGAAUUAGAAUUAAGAAGCCAAAUGAAUGAUUUGCAAAAAAAAAAAAAACCAAAAAAAGAACCACAAAAAAAAAAGAAAGAAAAAAUAAAGCAUGAGGAAACGCGGUGACAUUUACUGAGCAAAGCUGGAGGGCAGAGAGGGACGAAGUGAUGAGUUCCACCAGUCCCAGGGCCAGGAAAAUCCCCUCUGUGCCCUGCCGUGCUUCAGCAUCCCAGAUAAAGCUCCAGUGCCAGGGAAAAGCCAAGUUCCAAAUCUUAUUUUUGUUAUUUUAUAGUGUGCAGCAAAAGGAAACGAGAGGUGUUAUAUGCAGAGGUUUAUAUGGAGAACAUUCUUCAUUCUUUUUUUUUUUUUU